CGCCAUCUUGCUGGUUUGCGGCCAGUCUUGGAUGUAGCAGCAGCAGUGGGGAAGGGUGGGGUGAGGGGGCGAGGCCGCGGCGAGGGCGGCGAAACUCUCCUCCCCUUGGCCCCACCGCGUGGAACGGCGUGAACGCGGUGUCGGAGGGAUGUCCGCCUUCUCUGAGGCGGCGCUGGAGAAGAAGCUGUCGGAGUUGAGCAACUCGCAGCAGAGCGUGCAGACCUUGUCCCUGUGGCUCAUCCACCACCGCAAGCACUCGCGGCCCAUCGUCACAGUGUGGGAGCGGGAGCUGCGUAAAGCCAAACCAAACAGGAAGCUUACUUUUCUCUACCUAGCCAAUGAUGUCAUUCAGAACAGCAAAAGGAAGGGGCCGGAGUUUACAAAAGAUUUUGCACCAGUUAUAGUGGAGGCUUUUAAGCAUGUUUCAAGUGAAACUGAUGAAAGUUGUAAGAAGCACCUUGGAAGAGUGUUAUCUAUUUGGGAAGAAAGAUCUGUUUAUGAAAAUGAUGUAUUAGAACAACUUAAGCAAGCUCUGUAUGGUGAUAAGAAGCCUAGGAAGCGAACUUAUGAACAGAUAAAGGUGGAUGAAAAUGAAAACUGUUCCUCUCUGGGAUCUCCAAGUGAACCACCACAGACUCUGGAUCUCGUUAGAGCACUACAAGAUCUGGAAAAUGCGGCUUCAGGUGACGCAGCAGUUCGUCAGAGGAUAGCUUCCUUGCCUGUCGAAGUUCAGGAAGUGUCCCUACUAGACAAAAUAACAGAUAAAGAAUCUGGAGAAAGGCUUUCUAAGAUGGUAGAGGAUGCGUGUAUGUUGCUGGCAGAUUACAAUGGCAGAUUGGCGGCUGAAAUAGAUGAUAGGAAGCAACUCACUCGAAUGUUAGCAGAUUUUCUUCGUUGUCAAAAGGAAGCCCUUGCAGAGAAAGAGCAUAAAUUGGAAGUGUUGGACAUGGGCGUAUCUUCUAACGAUGUCAUCAUCAUUAGCAUAUUCUUCCUGCUAAAAAUAAAUAUCAAACUCCAAAGCCUGUAUUGUCUCAUGUUUUUGAAAAUUGUAAAGAAGACCGGAACUUUGUUAUUCUACUUUAUACUGCUUUCUCACUUAAGUUGGUUAUCACUGAUUACAAAAAUAGAGUUUUGUGUUUGAAAUGUAAGUGUAGAAAAAAAAUCAGAUACUACUCCCAACCCCCUCUUUUCCCAGUGCUUUCCAGCCAGAUUUCAUAGUUGAUAGUUACAGGUGGUGAGACUGACAGUAAUAAUAUUUACCAUGUGUUAGGUACUGUUCUGAGCACUUCACAUACAUCAGCUCAUUUAAUCAUGUAUGGCAGGAAAUAUUAUUAUCCCCAUUUUACACAUAAGGAAACCGAGGCACAGGCAGAUUAAGUAACUCGCCCAGGGUCACAAAGAGGUAGUAAAUUGUUUAGAACCCAGGGAAUCUGCCACCGAAAGUGCGUAAUUUGCUUCCAAGUUUUACUUAAGGCAAUGUAAGGUGACAGCAAAAGCUAAAGCACUCUCUCUCCAACUCUUUCUACUUACCCCCUCCUCACAGUCACUGUUUUGAAGUAAAGUGUUCUAGGAACUUUCUUCAUUGUUUUAGCAUGACUAGAUUUUAUCAUAGGAAGAAACCACUUAAAUUAUGUUAAAUGUUUUUUACAUAUAAAGAAAUACUUAAGAUUUCUAAUAAACCAGGAAGUUAUUCCACAGAACUCUUUGUAAAUUAUCAUUUAUAAUUAAGCGAUUCCUUUGUCAGAAGAUAUGAAAAUGCUUUGAGAUAUUUAGACAUUUUUUUUUGUACCAAGUAGGUGGCAUGACUUUGAAGUUGAGGCCGAGAUGUCAAGAUUUUUACUUACCAUAUCAGCUGUGAUAUCAUCAAAUAGUUUUCAGUUACUGUGCACCUUUGAACAUGAACUGUGAUUGCCAUGUAGUAAGGUGUCAUUAAUUGCUCUCUUUGUUGUUGUUGAAAAUGGGACUUGAAGUUAAAGUAUCAGUUCAGGAAUUGGCUAUUUCAUAUUUCUUAAAGAGGCCGCUAUUAAAGCAUUUGUGAUAAAUGAAAACAUGAAGGUUUAAAAAAACUUCGGAAAUUAUGAAUCAUCAUUUUUUAAACUUGUGACUAGCUGGUUAUUAAACAGAUAACUUAAAACAGACAAUGUCUAAUUUAUAUUUAUAAAAUCUGUUUUAUAGAUUGCUGUAGGAAUCAUUUAUUCAGAAGUCGAAAUUAUUGCAUAAACUAUUGUUCACCCAGCUUAUUAUCUUGGAGGGCAUUUAUGGAUAGGGGAAUUAAAAUGACAUUUUGAUUUUUAUGUUUUUGGAGAGAGGGCAAAAUAGAGAUCAGAACUGUUCCAUAUUCAAUGAGAUUAUGUCUUACCUUUGUUGCUCUAUUUUGAAUACUUCUUUUUCAUGGUACAGUUGGUAUAGGGAAACAUGCUUUUAUAAAAUCCGUUUAUCUUGUAGUACAUUCAUCUAUUUUAAAUUGCUAGACUUCCAUAGAAAAUUGAUUUUCUAGUCUAUGGAAUAGAUUUCCAUGGAAAAUUGAAAAUCACAAUUUGAGGGCUCUUAAAGGGAGAAAUCAAAUCAUAGUUCCAAGUUCUAGAAGUCAGGAUAGGAAAGCUGUCAGAGAGGAAAGUGUUUAUCUUUUGCAGACUUACGUCAGUCUAUUUAGGUUUACUUUUUUUACGUCAGUCUAUUUAGGUUUACUUUAUUUAAAAAAUGAGGACGUAUUAUUCAUUGUAUGAAUAUUUAUUUAAGUCUGUCUGUCUUCUCAUGAUGUCAGAUUGCAUCCAUUGAGUUACUUUUAUUAGUUUUGUGCAUUAUAGGUAGUACUACAGAAAACAUCCUGGUGAUCCAGGUUUGUAUAGUUGUGCAAGUACAUCUGCAGGAUUGGUUCUUAGAAGUGAAAUAGAAUAGCGGGGUCAAAGGAAAUGUAUGUUUAAGUGUUGAGAGUGUACUCAAGCCCUGUGUUUUUAAGCACCUUGCAGUGUGAGUGCAUCUUUUCCUAUGCAGCAUUGCCCACAUUGAAUGUCAGUGAUCUUUAAGUUUUUGCAUAUCUAAUAGGCUAAAAAUUAUUCUUUUUUCCACUCAGAUUGGUCAUCUUCAAAAAAUAUUUAUUAGACUUUUUAUUUCUGCUGCGAAUUCCCUAUGUAGUUGACUGCUUUUCUAUUUGGUUUUGUUUGUGUAUUAAUAUUUGUCUUUGCCUUUUUAGAUUCUGGGCUUUCUGGACAUAGUUAAGAUGGCCUUCUCAAUUCCUAACUAUAAAAGUACUAUGCUAUUUUUUUGUAGGCUAUUUUUCCCCAAUAAUUUUAUUCAUUAGAACUUUUUGUUCGUGGUAUGUAUGAUGUAGGCAUCUCACUAAUUGUUUGAAAGUGAUAGGAAAUGUCCCCAUCUCAUUUAUUGAUUAAUAAUUAGUGGGAAUGCAGUUAUUUAUUCCACUGGCCCAUUUGUUUUACCCACUGUUAAUUAUGCAUUAGGUUUUUGUUUGUGUUACUUUUUGGUGUUGUUCAUGUCUGUAAUUUUAACUAAUCAUGAUUACCGUGUAUAAAUUUUUUACUUCUCAAUUAUUAUUUAUACACAUUUGCCUUCAUAUGUAAUAUUUUAAAUGACAACAUUUUGCUAAGUAGACAUUUCUUAAUUUUCUUGGCCUUUUCCCUGUUUUUGGACAUACUGUUUGCUUUUGUUGUCUGUCCUUUAUCUGCUAGACAGUAUUUUCCAGGUUUUUCAGGAGAGCUUACUUUUAUAAAACUUUUUGUUUUCCAAAAAGUUUAAUUUCCGUUUUUUUAAAUGCUUAAGAUAAAUUUGUUUUGCCUAAGACAUUUAAUGAAAUUCCUGUGUCACACUCUAUUAAUGUAGGAAAUAAUGUUUUAAAUAUAUAGCACUGAAAAUGCAGAUUUAAAAAUCUGUUGCUGAAGGUGUUAUCUGCAUGUAGCUUUUUGAUGAUUAUCAUCAAAUUAUAAAUAUUAUUCAAGGGCGUAUGUAAGAAGUAUAUGGAACUGACUAUGGAAUCUUUCAUCUGUGAUUCAGUUAUUUCUUUACAUUUUACUCUGUUUUCCAUUGAAACCAUAUUGUUUAAAUUUAGAGGUAAUUUGAUAAGAUGGAGCUAUGUGGAUUUUUCAAAGAAGCAAAUGUUACUAGUUUCUUAAUGGUUUCUAACAUUAUUUUUUGAGAUCUAAAUAUUAUUAAGUCUAAAAUUUUUUAUGGUUAAUUUAGCCAUUUUCCAAGAACCAUGUAAAUCUUUUAAUUAUUUUGAUUGAUUAUGCAAGUAAUCUAUUUUCAUUGUAGCAAAAAAGCUACAUAAGCAAAAGGCUAGGCCUAUGUACUGGCUCCGUGUAUUAUUUUGUAUAUUGUCCUUUUCAUGUAAUAUAUUAUGUGUGUUUUAUCAUGUCACUAUUUUCCUUUUUAAUGUAUGGAUGUAUCAUAAUUUAACUACUGUAUGUUCUUAUGACUAUUUGUUUCCGUUGCUUUGCUCUUAUAAACAGUAUUGCAGUGACAUCUCUAGUUAACUCUUUUACUCACAUAUAUCAUCUCUUGUGAUAAGUUCCUAAAGAUGAAAUUGCUGAUUCAUGUUAAAGACUUGAUACAUGUUACCAAUCUGACUUUCAGUAAGAUUGUACUAAAUCAUUGUCUUUGAUGAUUCCUAAAUAUUAUCUAUAUGUCUUCUCAGCCAUUCUCUCCAGAGAAAAUGCAUCACAUUUGCUGGGUAGAUAACAUAGGGCCUCUGUUUUCAGAACUGUGCCUUACCUCUAAUCUGUGUGAUUUGGAUCUCCAAAUGCAGAUAUUUGGCUUAGUUUCUUAUCCCUCAUCUUUUGGCUCUGUGGGAUAAGUGUUUUAAGAGAUUGAUGUAAAGAUUUUUAAUUGAUCCUUAUUGUCAGCCUUAAGACUCAGCAUUACAUUUCAAGGAGCUUGGUUAUCUCAAAGUCCUGAGCCUGUCCAGACUUCCUCAGAUGAAUUGCAUUACUUUUGAUCAUUAUCCCUUCUUUCAGUUUUUUCCAUCUUCCAAAAGUUUCCUGACAUCUGUGUACUGUGGUUGCCUCAUCUCCAUUUUCGUGGGUUUAUGCCUUUAUAAAUUGCUUUAUUAUUUUAGUGGCUUUUUGGGAGAGAGUGGAGAUAAACGUGAGUUCAAUUUGUCAUAUAAAUGAAAGGCCUUUUGUGUCUAAAUAAAUAGAACUAUAAUAUAUAUGUUUCAUAACUCCUGCCAAAUCACGCUUAUCUAAGUGGAUGUCAUUCAUGGCCUGGAUUGUUAACAACUGAUCUUCCUUUUCCCUCUCUUAACCCCCUACAUCACUGCAGCCAGAUUGAUCUUUUAAGAAGAAAUCAGGUGUCAUCAUACUUUGUUUAAAAAAAAAAAAGAUUCUCCAGUGCUUCCCUGUACACUUUUGGAUCUUAUUUUAAACUCCAUAUAUGGCUUUGAGCUCACUAGUCAUGAGUCUCCAUUUAACCUCAUCUUGUACCAUCUCACAGGCCUGCAUUUUGUUCUUAAAGCAGUGAAGCAUGUUCUCACAUCAGGGUUUUUGUUUUGCUAAUUGCUGACAGAGUGGCUGGGAUGCUCUUUCCUGAGCUUUUCUCGGUUCCUUUUUUCAUUCAGGUUUAUGUUGCUGUGUCACCUCUUUUCCAUUCAUUUGGUUCCACUGACCCUUUGUCCUGCCCCCCUUCCUCCUGUCCCCUCCCUC
Messenger RNA from Equus caballus (horse), 5654 nucleotides. RefSeq names its product regulation of nuclear pre-mRNA domain containing 1A (gene RPRD1A). Gene Ontology annotation, molecular function: RNA polymerase II C-terminal domain binding. NCBI's taxonomy places the organism in Eukaryota, Metazoa, Chordata, Mammalia, Perissodactyla, Equidae. The record is from RefSeq and is a predicted model, not a curated record. Gene Ontology annotation, biological process: mRNA 3'-end processing.